AUGAACGGUAAAUGGCUCAAAGUGACACAAAAUGUUCAAAAAGGUAUUCAGAUCAUAAAUCAACUCGAGGAUAUAAAAUUUGAACCAUUUUUAAGGAGGAUUGCAACUAAAUUAAGAUUGCAGGAGUCAGAGGUGUUCACAGAGGGUGAAAGAAAUAAACUUCAAGUUGUAUUUAAAAAGGACCUGCUAGAUAUUGGAUUCAAAAAAGAAAAAGCAGAGUUUAUUGUUAAAGUGUGGUCGUUAGAAAUAAGUUCCACAUUAAAUGACUUAGUUUCAAAAGCAAAUGACAAAUGCGAUAACAACCAAAAUUUUUCUUGGAAACUGAAUACAGAACUAAGUUCAGAUAUUCAUAAGAGAAGUAAAGUUCCAAAAGCUUAUUUAUUAAUAUCUGAUAAUAACUUGGAACAGGAGAUGGAGUUAACCCAUUCUGAUCUUUAUACAGUGUUCAUCCAGCUUGAAUCAAUUCAGAAUGAAUUAGAUAAUGUAGUUUUA
Messenger RNA from Iphiclides podalirius (scarce swallowtail), 492 nucleotides. The record is from the annotation of a GenBank genome assembly. NCBI's taxonomy places the organism in Eukaryota, Metazoa, Arthropoda, Insecta, Lepidoptera, Papilionidae.